Messenger RNA from Coffea arabica (coffee), 789 nucleotides. NCBI's taxonomy places the organism in Eukaryota, Viridiplantae, Streptophyta, Magnoliopsida, Gentianales, Rubiaceae. The record is from RefSeq and is a predicted model, not a curated record.
AUGGAUUUUUUUGGGGAGACUGAUGAUGAAAAUGGGUUUUUGUCCAAUUUUUGUCAAAUGGAUCAUGGUCUGCUUAUCCACAGUGACUUAUUCCUUCAAUUUAAAUGGCCAGAAGGGAAAGUCCUGCUAUCUCUUACUUAUUUUUUUGCAGAUGAAUCACUCUUGUGCUGCAAAGCAAGCAAACAGGAAGCAAUGAAAGUGAAGAGCAUCUUGACAAAGUAUGGUAAAGCCUCUGGACAGGUGGUGAACUUUGACAAGUCAGCAAUCUUUUUCAGCAAAAACACAAAUGAAGUGAUGAAACCAGAGGCAAGAGAGGGACUAGACAACAUAAACGAAGCAACAAAUGGCACAUAUUUGGGACUGCCAAUGGCCAUUAGAAGAGCAAAGACACAAGUGUUUCAGUUUGUAAAAAAUAAAAUCAGUAGCAAGCUGCAGGGAUGCAAACAAAGAGUACUGAGUCAGGGAGGAAAGGAAGUGCUGAUCAAGGCAGUGAUAAUGCCAAUGCCAACUUAUGUAAUGGCAUGUUUCAGACUCCCAAAAGGACUAUGUAGAGAAAUCACAAGGAAAAUUGCAAGGUUCUGGUGGGGCAAGGGAGAGAAAGAUGCAUGUAUUCACUGGGCAAGUUGGAAGAAAAUUUCAGAGGUUAAGGGAAGAGGGGGAAUAGGCUUCAGUGACUUGGAAGCUUUCAACACUGCUUUGCUUGGAAAACAAAUUUGGAGAUUCUUAUCUGCUCCAAAUUUGUUAGUAAGCAAGGUUAUGAAGGCUAAGUACAUGAAGGACCCAAAUUAG